CUAGUCACAUUGAUCUUGCAUUUUCCUUGUCUAAAGUAACUGCGAAAAGCAAAGACAAAACCCGAACAGCUCUUCCCUCUCUCGUUGUUGAAUGCUUCCAUGGAGUUCAGACCUCGCAAUUACAGUGCCGAGCUUGAAUCUCACGCCCUCCCUCGCGUAACCGCCGCUGCUCAUCCUUUGUCUGCUUCACCUCCGUCUCCACCUCUCGCCCAGGUUGAUUUUGUAGAUCGUGGGAACAGUGAUUUUUUUGAUCCACUGAGAGGAACUGAUAAUGAUGCAAAUGCUGCUGCUCCUGAUCAUGACAACCUGAAUGAAUCUUCUGAUCUUCAACCAACGAAGGAGUGGACCUCUUUCAGGAGAUUACUAAUGCAGAGGUUUCCUGUCUCCAAGAUGGUUUCAGUUUCUUCAAUGCCCGAUGUUUUAAUGAGAAGUGGAAAAUUACAUGAGAAAUCUUCAACAGCAAUGCAUUUGGAGGAAUUGGACGAUCCACAAAAAUUUGCAGAUGAGGGUGUCAAGACUAUUACUUGGCAGGAGUAUGUUUCUCGGCUACAUGAGCUCAAAGAUGAGAUUACUCGUUCUUGGCAAGCUGAAGACAGGGUGACAUCCUUAAAGUUAUCAAUAAAGGUUGCUAAGCUUCUGAUGGAUACGUCAGUACUUGAGUUUUAUCCUACGCUUUUUGUUCUUGUCACAGAUAUCAUGGAUAUGCUUGGAAACCUGGUUUGGCAACGCAUAAAGCGAAAAGCUGAGUUUUCUGAAGAUGGAACUUUGCGCUGCAGCUUAGCAGAAAACUUUCAAGCAAGGGAUAUUUGUGCUGAUGCCAAAGAAACUUGCUAUAACUGGUUUAGCAAAAUUGGUGCUGUGCAAGAGCUUCUUCCACGCAUUUACUUGGAGCUGGCAAUUUUGCCUUGCUGGUGCUUUCUGCUUGACCAACCUUUAGACAGCCUCCGGCGAUUGGUAAUGAUGACCAGAGGAUUAGGAGAUCCAGUGGCAUCUGCGUAUUGCCGUCUUUAUAUGGCUCACUGUGCUCAGAAGUUACCUUCACAUGAUAUAGGCUAUCUUAUUACAUGUAUGAAUGACAUCAGAGUUAUUUUAAUGCAAAUCUUGUCAGCCAAUGAAAGAUCUCAUAAAAAUGUUGAAGUCAACAAAAAAUUGCAAGUGAGUUUGAUGGAACCAACCAUUGAGUAUAUUAUGAAGUGUGUAUUUAAUGGGUUGACUCAGAGACAAGCCAAUGAAGUUCUGUCAGAGCUUGGAUUGAUGAAGAAUCAGCAGGAUUUGGGUAGUGUUUCAUGUGUUUCAAUCAUUCUUCAUCAUUUACUGAAGGAGCUCCCUAUUGAAGUAGUUAGUACCAACGUUGUGCAGAUCCUUCAUCUCAUUGAAUUUAGCAAGGAUAAUUCUUUUGGUCAGCAUUUGAAUUACAGACUGCUUGGAUUCAGGCUGUAUGAAAGAAAAUCCCCUGUUCAUAUUGUCAAUACUGUGUUAGAUAAAGUUAUCCAGGGCAUAAUUGCCAUUUGGUACACUACCCUCUUCUGGAAUAAACAUUUCAAAUUGAAGGUCUUGGAGAUGUGUCUCCAUCAAAUGACACACGAAAUGUAAAAGCAUGUAUAAACUUUUGGUUGAGCCACAUCAUAUUCUACAUCUAUUUCUCUGCUCUGUAUUCUUGGUAUGUGUUUCCUUAUUGGUUAGGUAACUAUACAUGAGAAUAGGAGGCUUAGGGUAAGUCAUUAACAUCCGUUUCCUAGCUGUUGAAAAUUGUUUGGUCAGAUGUAAUUAU
This is a messenger RNA of Vigna umbellata (rice bean), 1771 nucleotides long. NCBI's taxonomy places the organism in Eukaryota, Viridiplantae, Streptophyta, Magnoliopsida, Fabales, Fabaceae. The record is from RefSeq and is a predicted model, not a curated record.